CCACACACCCCGGCAGCCUCAGCACCAGCGAGUUUCAGGGAGGAAGCACUGGGAUUCUGUGAACUUUCUUCUAAGCAUCCUUUCUCUGAUUCCUCUUGAGUAAAAGAAGGGGAGCUGCACGGGGACCACAGGACGGGAAACCGCAGAGGACGCUGACCCGAGAUCCAGGAGGCUCGUCAGAGGAGCGGGGAGGCGAAGAGCCGGGAGGCGAUCGGUUCUCCUGAAGCAGCGAGCGGGGAUUCCAGGAUGAGGGCGGGAGACCCGUGACUGCCGCAGACUGAUGGCCGUGUUCCAAGGGGGACAGAGGAAUUCUGCCUCUGCCUGCUGAACACGGAGCCCAGCUGGGGGAGGCACUGGCUUGGAGAAGGUGCCAGAGCUCUCCUACCUGACGCCCCCAUCCUGCACCUCUGGGACACAUGGCUCUUUCCAGCCUCAGCGGCCAGCAGUGGGUGUCACCUGGGGUCCUCCCCUCCCUGGGGAAAGAAGAGCCUCCGUGGGGGAUUCAGUAGACACCAAGGCUGAGACUCAGACUUUCAGGAAGCCCAUGGAGACCCACGGCCCCCUGGGCUCCCUUCCCCAAACGCCUACCCCAGGACCCCCUUGGACUCAAGCCCACUGGGUCACCAGAAGAAGUGGCCUCUGAGACCUCAAAUGCUGGAGCCCCAGAUGCAGCCCUGGCCUCCUAAUUAGUCCGAGACUUGGGAUAGGACUUAGGGUUUUCCAGACAUGCCAAGACCUUUAAAAGGCACCUUUCAUGUCCUUCACCCACCCUCCUCACCUCUCAAACACAGGACAGAGAGGAGGCACCCAGCAGUCAUGGGUGAAAGGGUCACAGAGGACCUGUAGGGGCCCUUCCACGACCUGCUGGCAGCUGGUCCAGCCCCAUCCUCGACUCCUUCCUGUCUCAAGUUUUGAUCAUCUUUUCAGACUCUGGGGAACCUCAGCUGGGUUUCUUCACCCCCUUGGCUCCAAAGGAGACUUCCUGUGGAUCUCGCUUAGGGGGGACUCAGGUGCCCAGAGACUCCGGGGCAGGCUUGAGCACGAUACCACGUGCUCAGAAGCCCCACCUUCCAGGGCUCUGGCCCCUGAAGUAGCUGCCUUUCUCAGCCACUGCCUCUUGAUUCCAUGGACGCAGCCCCAGCCCUGAUGGGCUCCCUUCAGCACCGCUGCUGCCAGUUGCCUACGAUGGGUGACACCUGGUCCCAGCUGCCCUGGCCUGGGCCUCCCUGCCCAGUGGUGCUGCUGGUCUCCAUCCUUUUGGCAGCUGGGGUGAUGCACUCAGAUGCCGGCACCAGCUGCCCGGUCCUCUGCACAUGCCAUAACCAGGUGGUGGACUGCAGCAGCCAACGGCUCUUCUCGGUGCCCCCAGACCUGCCAAUGGACACGCGCAACCUCAGCCUGGCCCACAACCGUAUCGCAGCCCUGCCGCCCGGCUACCUCACGUGCUACGUGGAGCUCUGGGUGCUGGAUUUGCGCAACAACUCCUUGCUGGGGCUGCCCCCGGGCCUCUUCCUCCACGCCAAGCGCUUGGCACACCUGGACCUGAGCUACAACAACCUCAGCCACGUGCCAGCUGACAUGUUCCAGGAAGCCCAUGGCCUCGUGCACAUUGACCUGAGCCACAACCCGUGGCUGCGGAGAGUGCACCCCCAGGCCUUCCAGGGCCUGGUGCAUCUCCGUGACCUGGACCUCAGCUACGGUGGCCUGGCCUUCCUCAGCCUCGAGGCGCUCGAGGGCCUGCCGGGACUGGUGACCCUGCAGAUCGGCGGCAACCCCUGGGUGUGCGGCUGUGCCAUGGAGCCCCUGCUGAAGUGGCUGCAGAACAGGAUCCAGCGCUGCACGGCGGAUUCUCAGAUGGCUGAGUGCCGAGGCCCCCCUGAAGUUGAGGGUGCCCCACUCUUCUCCCUCACCGAGGAGAGCUUCAAGGCCUGCCACCUGACCCUGACCCUGGAUGAUUACCUCUUCAUCGCUUUUGUGGGCUUCGUGGUCUCCAUCGCCUCCGUGGCCACCAACUUCCUCCUAGGCAUCACAGCCAACUGCUGUCACCGCUGGAGCAAGGCCAGCGAAGAGGAAGAGAUAUGAUGUGGAUGCCUGGCAUCCCUCCAUGCUGCCAGCCACUGCCAAUUGCCAACUCCCGGACACCCUCCCUGGAUGCCCACUCUGGCUCCAUGGUGCCCUGGCCACCUCUGUCAUGGUCCCAGCAAGGUCAGGAAACCACCUUUGUGUGAGCUCCUGCUGUGGGCCAGGCACUGUGCUAGGAACUGGGAAUGUUAGCGGAAUCCGACCUGGCACCUAUCUGAGCACAUCAUUACAGAAGCCCAGAGGAGGGGUCAUCAGCCAUGCCUGGAAAAAUCCAAGAGAAUCACAAGAGUAGGGCUGAUUGGUGAGCUGAGUCACCAACAAAUGUCCGCUUUGUCAAGUAGACAGAGAAGGGCGGACAUAAGCAAAUGACAGAGCCCAGAUGUGCAUAGUGUAUUGAGAGCGGUAACAGUCUCUUGUGACGUAAAUAUACAGAGUAAGAGUGGCGCAGGCCCAAACCCUUCCUUCAGACCCCCAAUCUGUCCAUCUGUCAGCCCUUGGCAGUGCCCACCCUUGCUUCCAGAGGGAGAGAAGGUCUCCAUACCAGCCCCCUCGGCCUCCUUCUACAGCAGCUACCAGGUGAGACCACCUGCCAUUGUCUCCCCCCACCAUGCUGCAUCACCAAUUGUAGCCUGCUGGCGAGGUCCCAGGGGGUAAGCUGAGGCUGGACACCUUCAGUGCCCUUUCUCCCACCCCCACCUGCUGCCUCUCACUGCAUUAGCUUCAGAAGAGGGAAGCAGGAGGCCCAGCAGAGGGGCGGCAAGAGUCCUGGCACCCUGCGACUCCUCCUCAUCUCGUGACUUGGCUGCCACGGUGCUUCUGCCAAGGGAUUGCAGGAGGGAAGCACACUGUGAACUACAGCCCUGUAGCAUGAGAGUACCCAGGGCUGAUGGAGGAGAGGGCCCCACCACUGGGACUGUAAGAGGACUUGCUCUUUCUUCUAGGCAAUUCACCUGUUUGAGCAUAAGGGUGUGAGAGCUGUUAACUUCCAAGCACUUGCCAGUGCUGGGCACUGUGAUAAGCUCUCUCCAUGGACAAUUCCCUUUACUGCACACAGCAGUCUUUGAAGGUGAGCACUGUUGUUCCUAUUCUACAGAUGAGGAAAUUAAGGCUCCAAGCAGUUGAAGCCGCAGGCUGCUUAAUGAGCAAAAUAAAGCCUGUGCUCUCUCUACUACCCUAUCCUCAUUGGGGAACAUCGUCGUUCCCGCUAAAGUUAUACAAGUUCACUUUCAAGGAGUGCUGACGAGGCUCCUAAUAAGGGCCAGGAACUCUUCUAGGCACUUUUUAAUCUAUUGAUUCAUUUAUUUCAAUUCUCACAGCAACACUGCCUGGUGGUUUCUGUUAUUCCCAUUUUACAAAUGAAUGAAUUGUAGAAAGCUGAGAACAUUACCCAAGGUUACCUGGAUAACUCUACAUGGAAGAUGAUAGGCAGCUCCAUCCGGGGACACUGCAUCCACCCGGUUAGUCAAAAACCCAGUAACUUCAUGUGCCACAGCCAGUUGUCAUCAUCACCGUCAUCUUCAUCGUCAUCCGUUCAUGAGCUUCAUCUUAAUCUUCCCUGUGUCUGUUCAGCACUGAACAUUUUGUGAAAUGCUUUUGCAUCAUUCCCCUUGACUUUCCACAACAACCCCAUGUGGGAGGUAAAAGAACAUCAUGACUCCCAUUUACAGAUUGGAAAAUAGAGACUCGGCAGCAGGUGUGACUUGCCUAACCAGCAGUGUUGGGACUUAACUCCAACUCGUUCUUUUUUCUAAUGUUUUUCCAGGCACCUGGGGAAGAGAAUGCCUGGGACUGGGUAGUGGGGCCCCAGGAUUCAGCAGCCAUGAACGCCCUAGUAGAUCAGCUAAAUAAAGGGCAAUGAAACCCAGCUGCUGUACGGGUUUAGACAUGUUCACCGUAGGCAAACUGCAACCUCUGCAACACAGAGGCAGUGCAGAUAACAUCUGCAUAGGAGUCACCUGCCUUGCAAUGUGUAACUAAUGCAUUAGAACUGGUGGCCAUGGUGGCUGUCAGGCAAACAGUAAGUUCUUUCGGAAAGAAGAGGAAGCUGUGUUAACCUACUCAAGCCCUGCUGUGUUGUGCUAUAAGCGAUACAAAGGGUGCAGGAAGCUAUGAGCUGAGAGCCCCUGCAGGAUAGGUGAAGACUUUAAGGUACAGUCCAAGGUGUUGGCAAGGCUGGCCAGGAAGACAGUAAGGAAAGGGGCUUUCUACCUUGCCCCCAGCUCCACAAGCUUGCAUCAUCCCAUCCUCCUAAGGAAUGAAGGAGAAAAACAUGUCAUUUUCCAAGAAGUCUUCCUUUAUUCGCGCUUCCCUGAGCUAGUCGACCAAAAGAGUGUCCAGAAACUUUGCUAGACCUGGGGUAUAUGAACUUUGUGUCCCCUGUCUCUCACUUAUAACAUCCGGGCCAGAGCCCUGCUCCUGUGACAUCUGGAGCAGAGCUGUACCUGCUUUCUCCUUCCUCUGUGUCCAGGGACCGGCAGACAGGGGCUGCCCUCCACCAGCCAGCAGACAGUUUAAAGUAUCUGGGGAGGAACUUUUAGAAGUAACAGUCCUGAUAAAAAUAGUUAAGUCUCCCAUAGAGGGACACCAUAUACAUCUAUGAUAAUCUCCUAGAGACUCUUUGCUGAACUAUAGUUAAUAUAUUUUAGUAUAACAUAUGUACUUUUUUUUUACAUAGAAUUAGAAACCAACAAGAUACCAAAUACCCCUUGAGAUCAAAUAUCCUUUCUAAUGAGAAUAUUUAGUCCCCACUAGUGGCAACCCUGUCUGAGUAUGACAUAUAGCUUUUAAAGAAAAGGUUCUUGUCCAGCUGCUAGAAGGCCCCCAGCUAACUAAAGCACAAUGAGGAAACCUUCCUACAGCCGAGAAAUUCCUUUUCUCCCUGCCUUCCACCACCAGCGUCUUGUGCAGGCUCUCAGAAGCAAGCUUCUACCGGCACGCUGCUAGAGGUCAUCUAGCAGUCCUGGUUGGAACUGUUCCCACAAUUCUGCUGAUCAAGAACUCAUGGUGGUGUUCCUAUAAGGGCUUCAUUAAGUUCUUUCCAGGCUGGUUAACAUGUAAGUCUUGGGGUGUCUCUGAGUCCAUGUGUCUGUUCAUGAGGUUCCAUGUAUGUCAGGUGUCUACUGAUACAGGACUUGAGUUCAGUUCUCUGAUACAGUCUACUCAGCCAUCUGUUUAUUGCAUCACUUGACAGCUAAGAUGGAAUACGAUUAGGGCUGGGCAGGCAUAGCUGCUCAGAAAAUACAAGGAGAAAAAUACAUGGCUGAGGCAGCCUAAUGACAACCUGACUGCUUCCUUCCAUUCUCCAACCGUCAGGUAUUUGCCCAAAUCAUAGAAGCUUCCUUCACACUGGGCCUGAGCAUAUCAAUGUUUAGCUAAGCAACAGGGCCCUGAGAGUCAAGGUCUGGGCCAAGAACAUGUGUAACUCCAUGUCUGCAUCACACCACACUAGACCGAUUGCUUCUGGUCCCCCUCAGACAAACCUGACCCUGUUUCUCCAUUCCUGUAGAAAAUUUCAUGGAACCCUGCAGAAAUAGGUCCCUAGAGUCGCUAUAGAGUUUGCUGGCUCCUUUCAAGGAGGUUGGUAUAUGGAAUUCGAACAGACCAAGACAGGUAUUUCUUUUCAGCCACCAGGAAAGACCUACAGCCCCCAUUUUCCCUGUAGAUGUUUUUGUUGAUAUCACUCUGACAUCCUUUCCAGCUUUAGAAGAGUUACGGAGACACCGUUGUCCAUUCCUCAGAAGAACAUCUUCCCAAAGCUUGUCUCUCUCUCCCCACCAGAAGGAGGCAAAAGGCAAGUGAGGGAGGCGUGUUGCAAGGGCCUGUGUAAAUCACCACCAUGUCUGCCACAGCACUAGGGGGAGAGCUGUGGGUGCUCAGAGCGCUGUUUUUCUAAUGCUGUCCCAUGGAAUGCUGAUGU
Molecule: messenger RNA, 5998 nt
Organism: Manis pentadactyla (Chinese pangolin)
Lineage: Eukaryota; Metazoa; Chordata; Mammalia; Pholidota; Manidae
Gene: LRRC55
Product: leucine rich repeat containing 55
Exons: 3
Coding region: 1126-2082 (318 amino acids)
Cellular component (GO): voltage-gated potassium channel complex
Molecular function (GO): transmembrane transporter binding; voltage-gated potassium channel activity; potassium channel activator activity
Source: RefSeq, a predicted model, not a curated record